GUCAUCCACAAAUCCAAAACACGAAGGAAGGAGCUUGCCACUGUUGUACGAGACGCACAGAAACGACACAUUUGGUGAUAGAAUGAAAAAGGCGAGGCCGGGAUGAGCUCAAUGGCGUUGUCGGUGGUUUUGGACAAGCACAUUCGCCGUCUGUGUCUCGACCAGUUUCCCUGUGGAACAGGCAGCUGGCGGAAGGGCGGCAUCAGCUCGGACACGGAGACGCUGACGGAGGACACGGACACAUUACUGGAUCUGCUCAGUUGCCCGCACUCGCCGUGGCACCACGAUGAGCCGUGGAGCCCCCAAGCGGCCGCCCUGCAGCGCGUGGCCGUGGUGGAGCCCGAGCGACUGGACACGGACUUUGUGUGCAGCUACUUCAGAAAGCUACGCAUUGUUGACAAGGAUGUCUCUGUGAUCGACAACUACCUGCUGAAGUUCUGCAACCUGCAGGAACUCGUUCUCAGCGCCAACCGCAUCUGCGAGAUCUCUGCCGAGAAUCUCCCCAGGACGCUCAAGGUGUUGGAGCUGCGCGCCAACCAACUGUGUGCUUUGGGCCGCCUGGCCAUCUCACCGCCCCCUCGUCUUCAGUACCUGGGCCUGGCCGCCAACUACCUGGGAUCCCGCCGAGACGUUGCCCAUCUCACAGGAAGACAAUGGCCCGAGCUGGUGUGUCUGGACCUGAGCGAGUGUGACUUUGGGGAGCAGCGACCUCUGCUGAAGGCCCUCGGUACACUUCCCUGCCUACGAACACUGGUGUUGGAGGGCAACCCGUUCACCUUGGCACCCUCGUACCCGGGCUUUGCCGUCGACGCUCUGCCUCGUCUUUGCUACCUGGACGCGGCGUGGAUCGCCCCCGAGGAGCGACAUCGAUAUCGCGGGAUGGCCAGGAUGAGGCACCUUCUGGUCGACUGGGCGUCGACGACAGUCCGCGUGGGCCGGAUGCAGGGGGUCCCGGACCCGUCGCUGGAUGCGGCCCCCGACGCUCCGGAGUUCCCGGUGGUCAGCUACAGCUACUUUGUCUCCUACAUGUUCUUCAGUCACCAUACCACCGCCUACCGGGAAGUGGUGGCUGGAGCUACCGUGAGGGUUCAGGACCCGGCGGCUGAACAAACCCAGACACCCAGCAAGAAGAGUGACAAAGAGACGCUGGUGUCCAUCGUGGCAGAAGGCAGCAAAGACCUCUCCUCGUCCAUCGAGUCGAGACACAGAACGUCAUCUCGGUCGUGGUCUGAUUGUGUCGACUUUGGUGACACGCUUAUGUUCGUCGUCAGAGACCUGAGCAGCUUCAAGAAAUUCCUUCACCGGGGAUUACGUCUUUUUAUCGAGCAGGAAAAGACCCUGUCGUGGCCCGCGGAGGCCUCCGAUGAUGUCGUCGGUCAAGGCGCAGUGGACAAGAAAGGGAAACAAGGCAAAGCCAAAGACAAGCGAAAGAAAGCUGCGGUGGAGCUGGUGGCGGAGCCGCCGACGGCCACGGUGAUGGCGUCCGCUCACGUGUCGCUGCGAGGCCUUCUCGACGGACACGACAAAGUGGACAUCCUGUGCGACUUUGGCUCCCUGUGCAAAGAUCCUCCGGGGGAUGACGGGUCAACGAGCAGUGAAAAUGUCAUCGCUGACAACAAAUCCAAGGACGAGUCCAAGAAGAAGGGAGCGGGAGGAGCGCGUGCCGGAAACAGGAAACCGUCAACGGCCAAAGGGUCGCGCAAAGGAAGAGGCAGCGAGGAGCGCGACGGAGACACGCCCACCCAAACGGAAACGGCCACGGUCGAGUUGAGCGUGGAGCUGAAAAAGUGGCGGCACGCUUCAGAGGCGAGAGACAUGUCGGUCGCUUUGGCGGCGGUUUUGGGCACCCUGCUGCUUCAAACGGGAGUCCGGGGAUUCGGAAUUCUGCCGGGAGAUUCGCAGGAUCACCUGGAGAUCACAGAGAGAGCCAUCUUGAACGUCACGGUGCGGGUCUGCCUAGCGCUGGCCGAAGCCGAGGGGAACGACUUUACUCUUCCGCCGCAGCCUUUCACCGUCACGGGCGUAGCCGUCGCCUGCAGGGCCCAAAACUCCAUCAAGAGUUUCCAGAAGGCCAUCCGUUCCAUCGUCUUCCGAAACGUGCGCGUGGACAUCCAGAAAGCGCUGAACGCCAGCUUUCACUUCGACGACGAGUCGUUCGCCGGCGGUCGGAAAAUCAUCGCCGAGGGCCUCCGAAUUGUCAAGGACAGCAACAGGGAAGAGAACUUUGAAGGGGCUCAGGACGAACUGGGAACCAUCCUUCACCCGUUACAGGAUUUUUACAGCCACAGUAAUUGGGUGGAGCUCGGGAAAAAAUAUCCAAAUUCCAACCUCCUGCAACUGGACGCCAUCAUCGGCAACAUCGCGGCCGAGAGCAGGGCCACCUGCCGCAGCUGCGACGGAGACGACUGUAGAGACAACAUCCUGGAAGACAUCAUCGUGGAGCAGAUACUGACCUCGGGAUAUUUUUCCCUCAAUGUCAUUUCGCCCACCAAGCCCAGCGGAAAGUGCAGCCACGGAGGAGCCGUCGACCAGACCAGCAGGAUCGAACCCACCGGCGGGAUCAACAAAGACACCUUCGGUUCCGAGCACGGCUUCCUUCACGAGGAGGCGGCUGAUUUGGCCACGGCGGCGACCAGCCAGAUCCUGGAGAGCGUUCGGGAGGACGCGGGGGACGUGCCCUUCCUCCGGAUGUUGGGAAUUUCCAGAGGGUCCGGGAAGGCUCUGUGCUUUGUGAUCGACACCACGCAGAGUAUGAGCGACGCCAUCGCGGCCGUGCGGGACGCCGCUUCCUUCUUGGUGGACGGCCAAGCGGGAACCGACAAUCAACCUUCGUCCUACAUUCUGGUGCCCUUCAAUGAUCCGGACGUCGGGCCGCUGGAAAGGACGAGCGACUCGGAAGCCUUCGGGAGUUUGAUUCGAGACCUGUCGGCGAGCGGCGGAGGAGAUGACCGGGAGUUGAGUCUUUCGGGUCUUCGGUUGGCGUUGACGAACGUCCCGCAGAGCUCGGACAUCUUCCUCUUCACAGAUGCGGCGGCCAAGGAUGAGCAGUUGAAGUCCAGUGUCAUUGUUCUCAUUGAGCGGACUCAAUCUGUGGUAUACUUCUUGAUCCCGGGAACCACAAUGGAGAACAGGCGGCGGCGCCCACGCCCAGCUCCGACCCGGCGGCAGCAGGGAAACAGGAUUACGCCAUCGGACGCUCAGCUGUAUCGAGACUUGGCCCAGGCCGCGGGAGGUCUAGUCAUCCAAGUGGAAGAGGACCAACUCUUGAAUGCCACCAGGGUCAUCGGCCAGUUAUCCAACUCCUCCGUGGUGACGCUGGUGCAGGCCUCCAGGAAUCCGGGACAGGGCGGAACCUUUACAUUCCGGCUCGACCCGACCACAACCAACGUCCGACUUUUCAUUACGGGGAGUCCCGGGCGCGUCGUACUCACAGACCCUGAAGGCUCUUCGGUGACAGUCGGCGACCCGGGCGCCAACUCGUUGAUCGUGUCCUCCCAGUCGUUCGGAAACUUCCAAUCUUUGGAGCUGAACAAAAGAGUGGGAGAGUGGCGAGUGGAAGUGACGUCCACCGCUCCGUAUACCCUGAGGGUCACGGGUCAAAGUCCUCUGGACUUCCUGUUUGAUUUUGUGGAGUACGUACCCUUUCAGAACACAUUCGAUGUUGUGGAGACGCGUCCGACCGCCGGCGGCAACGCCAGCCUGCUCGUGACACUGACGGGCAGCGACACUGCCACCGUGACGAGCGUCAGUCUGGUCCAGUCGGCGGAUUCGCAAGAGGAGGAAGGCGUCGUGGAGCCGCGGGGGACGAACGGAACGUUCCUGGUUCGGGUUAACAGGAUUCCGUCCGUGCCUUUUACGGUGCGCGUCAAGGGAAGCCAAGCGAACGCCGCCGGCGGAGAUUCCUUCCUUUUUGAAAGGCAGUCGUCUACAAGCUUCCGAGCGUCCAAUCUCACCAUCGAGGCCACGGCGGAGGACGUCCUGGUUCCCGGGACGCCAUAUUCGGUGCCUUUCUCCUUGAGCGCCGAGGACGGCGGAGGGAACGUCUCCAUCCGGAUCACUACCAACAACCCCCUCUACGUGGCCAGCGGCCCGAGCGCUCUUCGGCUGGAGCCGGGGGCGAGCGCCAACGGCACCGCCGCGCUUUCCGUGCCGCUCAACACGCCGUCGGGCGCCACCGUCACCCUGGUGAUCGAGGCGGAGGGCCCGGGAGAACUGGGCAUCAACUACAUGGUCCUCAGGAUCUCGGUCUUCAAUCCGGUGGCGGACUCGGCGGCUCCCGUGUGCCAGGUGCUCUCCGUCGUCAACUGCGUGCAAAACAGCAGCGCCGCCUCGUGGGAUCUGUCGGUGCGCGUGAGCGACGGUCCCGACGGGACGGGCGUGGAGCGGGUCAACCGUACGAGAGGCGACGGAACUCUGCUGCUCACGCCGGCCCCCGACGGCAUCCUGGCCACAUACAACGCGUCGUGCGACUCGCCCGACUUGGAGCUCCUGGUGGCGGAUCGCGUGGGCAACGUGGACACGUGCUCCUUCAACGCCUUCACCGCCACCUCGGGGGGCCCCUCCUCUAUUCCGCCGCUGUCGGGCCUCGGCUACGUCGCGAUCGCCCUGGCGCUCGGAGUCACGCGGAGCCUGAACGCGUGGUGAAGUCCAUUCGAGAAAUGGCCGCCAGCUCACAUUAUUAGCCUCGCGGUAUGCGUGUACCUCUUCCUAGUGGCCAAAAUCCACCGCUGCGGCAAGGCUAGCUGAAGUAAACUACUUUGCAAUCCAUUCUAGAAUGCCUGUUUGUUCCACAUAUGCCAAAUUUGAAGACGCAGCGGUGUGAACUAUGGCCACAUUUGCGUACCCCUGCAUACUUGAACUGCAGACCAAUACUGUACAUAUAUGUAUAUUUGCGGGAUUGCUUUGAUAUGCUGACUUCAUUUAAACAUUGUUCCAAAAUGACAAUAAAACUGGCGUUGGGAAAAUUGUUCAGUCGAUUGAAGA
Molecule: messenger RNA, 4983 nt
Organism: Corythoichthys intestinalis (scribbled pipefish)
Lineage: Eukaryota; Metazoa; Chordata; Actinopteri; Syngnathiformes; Syngnathidae
Product: von Willebrand factor A domain-containing protein 7-like
Exons: 27
Coding region: 103-4644 (1513 amino acids)
Molecular function (GO): protein binding
Source: RefSeq, a predicted model, not a curated record